AUGGACAUGAAUAUGGGCAGGGCAGCAACGGGUGCCGAUGGGUUUGCUGCCAAUGCAGGUAUGGAGUUUGGCGCCUGUCGUCGUUGGCGGGAAUAUUUGCAAACCACCUCUGCGAUGUAUUCUGAGCUUGAACGUGAGCGCGCUGCCGGGUGGCAAUCUGAGGCGUUGGAUUGGUGGUAUCAACAGCGGCACAAAAAAGAGGAUGAAGAGGCUGUCAAACGUCAAGGGGGUAUGACGGCCCCAUCGUCGACAUCGUUUUUUAAUAGCGACAUUGUGAAGUUAUGUGAGCGGUACUGUGAGCAUGCCGAGAGAGUUCUCAUGCGUGCUGCACCGUCCUACUUUAAGCCUUUUUCUGAGGCAACUCGCGGGCCACCGGCGGGGAGGGCAACAGAGAAGGAGAAGGAGGAGAAGGAGGAGAAGGAGGAACAGAGUUCCCCACCAACGUUUCUUGACCUUGGCUCUGCUCCUGGCGGCGUGUCAAAAUUUCUUGUGACGCGGCUGCGGUGGCGAGGCGUUGGUGUCUCUCUCCCUGUCAGUCGCGGGGGGAUCGCAUCUGACUCGUCAUGGCUGCAUUCGUCAACGACUCCAGCACAGUACGAGUUUAUUGAGGGAAGCAUCACGGAGAAUGACUGGCAUGAGUCCAUUCAAGGGCGAAAUUUUUACUUUGUCAACGGUGGUGCUGUGCAGGACCACGGGCAGCGCAAUGCGGAGAAAUUGUCAAAUGACACGGAGGAUGGUGGGGGAAAUCAUGCGGUGGUUGUUAGUGACGACGAUGCGCAGCCCGUAUUACCGUGGUUUAAAUUCCUUGUACCGCAGCUUCGAUUGGCAGUGGAGCAUGUUGAGGAGGGUGGUGUCAUUAUGCUUGUAUUUGGCGUUCCAGAGUGUGCCAGUCUUUCCAUUUUGCUUGCUCUUGUGCAGCCACUUGUGCACGGUGGCAUUCACAUUUUAGAGACAAUGCACCUGACGAAGUCCCCUGUCUAUAUUCUCAUUACCGGUGUUUGUGUCAAAUGCGAGGAGGAGGCACGGGCCGCGUGGGACAAAGUCCUGGCGUUGAUGACGCAAGAAAGCAGAGACUUUUGGUUGGGGGAAACGGAGGAGGGGCUGCGACUUGCGAAGACCGGAUUUGCACAACACCGUAAAGGUUUGGAAGCGGUGUGGGAGAAGACGACAUCUUUUUUGCGACGACGAAGGCUCCAGGCGGAGCGAGCGAGAGCGGCAUCUAUGAAUUGGAAGCGUAUAAUGAAGAGGCAGCGUGAUUGA
Trypanosoma cruzi is the source of this 1260-nucleotide messenger RNA. RefSeq lists its product as uncharacterized. The transcript has a single exon. Bases 1 to 1260 code for a protein of 419 amino acids. The record is from RefSeq and is a predicted model, not a curated record. Lineage: Eukaryota; Euglenozoa; Kinetoplastea; Trypanosomatida; Trypanosomatidae.